Sorex fumeus (smoky shrew) is the source of this 6024-nucleotide messenger RNA. RefSeq names its product ATPase copper transporting beta (gene ATP7B). Gene Ontology annotation, cellular component: membrane. Gene Ontology annotation, molecular function: ATP binding; copper ion binding; ATP hydrolysis activity. The record is from RefSeq and is a predicted model, not a curated record. Bases 9 to 4568 code for a protein of 1519 amino acids. Gene Ontology annotation, biological process: monoatomic cation transport. Lineage: Eukaryota; Metazoa; Chordata; Mammalia; Eulipotyphla; Soricidae. The transcript has 21 exons.
CUGCUCUCAUGGCGGGUGAAGGUGGGGCUGUGGACAUAGCGAUGCAGCCGACUGCGGGCCAGCCGGCUGAGAGCCCCCAGCAGUCCUUCUUGGCGACUCUGAGCGACCCCCAGGUCACCCUCCUGUCCGUCUGCAAGCGGUGGUCGUUCCGGAGGAGCCCCGGCACCCGGGCUGCUGUCCUGCCGCUGUCCCCGCAGGACGGUUGGAAUGGGAGCCCUGAAGCCAGCUCCAGUCAGGUCCUCUCUAACCUCUCAGUACCAGCCCGGGCCUGGGAGCCAGCAAUGAAGCAGAAUUUCGCCUUCGACAACAUUGGCUACGAAGACGGCCUGGAAGAUGCCUGUCCUCCCCCGACCACCACUGGCGCCAUCAGCAUCCAGGGCAUGACCUGCCUGUCAUGUGUUCAGUCCAUCGAGGGCAGGAUCGGCCACCUGCAGGGCAUUGUGAGCAUCAGGGUCUCCCUGGAACGAGGCAGCGCCACGGUGGAGUACUUGCCUUCAGUCCUGAGCCUGCAACAGAUCUGCCGUCACAUCGAGGACAUGGGCUUUGAGGCCCGACCCAUGGAGGCCAAGGCUGCCUCCUGGCCUUCGAGGUCGGAGCCGGCACUGGAGGCCGUGGUCAAGCUUCGGGUGGAGGGCAUGACCUGCCAGUCCUGCGUCAGCUCCAUCGAAGGCAAAAUUGGGAAGCUGCAAGGUGUGGUGAGGAUCAAGGUCUCACUCAGCAACCGUGAGGCCGUCAUCACCUACCAGCCUUACUUCAUCCGGCCCCAGGACCUCCGGGACCAUGUCAAUGACAUGGGCUUUGAAGCUGUGAUCAAGAACAAAGGGACUCCUUUGAGCCUAGGACCCACUGCUAUCCAGCGGUUAAGGGACAACAAUUCCAAGACACCUGUAGCUUCUGCCAACCAGAAUCCCAGUAACACAGAGACCCUGGGGAACCCAAGGACUCCCUUGGUCCCUCUGGAGCUGAGAGUGGAGGGCAUGCACUGUAAGUCUUGCGUCCUGAACAUCGAGGAGAACAUAGGCCGGCUCCCGGGGGUCCAGAGUAUCCACGUGUCCUUGGAGAAUAGAGCUGCCCAAGUGCAGUAUGACCCUGCCCGUGUCUCCCCAGAGGCCCUGCAGAGGGCCAUCGAGGCGCUGCCACCUGGGAACUUUCAAGUUUCUCUUCCUGAGGGGAGCAGGACAGACGGUGGAUCUCUGGGCCGCUCCCUAGCACCUCCCCAGCACCUGCCAGGGCAGGAUGUGUGCUGUACCACAAGGCUUGCCAUUGUUGGCAUGACUUGUACGUCCUGUGUCCAGACCAUUGAAGGCGUGAUCUCGCAGAAGAAAGGGGUGCGGCAAAUCCUGGUCUCCCUGGUUGAGGGAACUGGAACAAUUCUCCACGAUCCCUUUGUGAUUAACCCUGAGGAGCUCCGAGCUGCUGUAGAAGACAUGGGAUUCGAGGCUUCUGUCAUUCCUGACAACUCUUCCAGCCACCAAGUUGGGGACCACAGUGCAGGAAAGUCAACGGUGCGAACUGUAGCUGGCACACCCAUGUCUCUGCCGGAAGCAGCUCCCCAAGCUGGAGCGCCCCCGAAGCCUCACAGCCUUGGCCACUUGCCCAAGUCCCCACAAGCCCCUGCAACAGCGGCAUCGCAGAAGUGCUUUCUGAAGAUCACUGGCAUGACCUGUGCUUCCUGUGUGUCUAACAUAGAGAGGAACCUGCAGAAGGAAGUUGGGAUUCUUUCUGUGCUGGUGGCCUUGAUGGCUGGGAAGGCAGAAGUGAAGUAUAACCCGGAAGUCAUCCAGCCCCUGGAAAUCGCUCAACUCAUCCAGGACUUGGGCUAUGAGGCAUCAGUCAUGGAAGACUACACAGGCUCGGAUGGAGACCUUGAGCUCAUCGUCACAGGGAUGACCUGUGCUUCCUGUGUUCACAACAUCGAGUCCAAGCUCACAAGGACAAAGGGCAUCACGUACGCCUCCGUUGCUCUCGCCACCAGCAAAGCCCAUGUCAAGUUUGAUCCUGAAAUAAUUGGUCCACGCGAUAUUGUCAAAAUUAUCGAGGAGAUCGGCUUUCGUGCUGCCCCAGCCCAGAGAAGCCCCGGUGCGCAUCACUUGGACCACAAGAUGGAAAUAAAGCAGUGGAGAAAGUCUUUCCUGUGCAGCCUGGUGUUUGGCAUCCCCGUGAUGGGCCUGAUGAUCUUCAUGCUGAUCCCCAGCCACAAGCCCCAUGAGUCCAUGGUUCUGGACCACAACAUAGUUCCUGGACUGUCCAUUCUAAAUCUCAUCUUCUUCAUCUUGUGUACCUUUGUGCAGUUCCUGGGUGGCUGGUACUUCUAUGUUCAGGCCUACAAAUCUCUGAAGCACAGGGCGGCCAACAUGGACGUGCUCAUCGUGCUGGCCACGAGCAUUGCCUAUCUCUACUCCCUGGUCAUCCUGGUGGUGGCCAUGGCUGAGAAGGCUGAGAGGAGCCCCGUGACCUUCUUCGACACGCCCCCCAUGCUCUUUGUCUUCAUCGCCCUGGGACGAUGGCUGGAGCACGUGGCCAAGAGCAAAACCUCCGAGGCCCUUGCCAAACUCAUGUCUCUUCAAGCCACAGAAGCCACAGUCGUGACCCUGGGUGAGGACAACUCCAUCAUCAGGGAGGAACAAGUGCCUAUGGAACUGGUGCAGCGGGGAGAUGUCAUCAAGGUUGUCCCAGGGGGCAAGUUCCCCGUGGAUGGGAAAGUCCUAGAAGGCAAUACCAUGGCUGACGAGUCACUCAUUACAGGAGAAGCCAUGCCUGUCACGAAGAAACCUGGCAGCACCGUGAUUGCUGGGUCCAUCAACGCCCAUGGCUCCGUGCUCAUUAAUGCCACGCAUGUGGGCAACGACACAACGUUGGCCCAGAUAGUGAAACUGGUGGAAGAAGCUCAGAUGUCAAAGGCGCCCAUUCAGCAACUGGCUGACCGCUUUAGUGGCUACUUUGUUCCAUUUAUCAUCAUCAUUUCGACUUUGACGUUGGUGGUAUGGAUAAUAAUCGGUUUUAUCGAUUUUGGUGUUGUUCAGAAAUACUUUCCUACCCCAAGCAAGCACCUGUCCCAGGCUGAGGUGAUCAUCCGCUUCGCGUUCCAGACGUCCAUCACGGUGCUGUGCAUUGCCUGCCCCUGCUCGCUGGGCCUGGCCACACCCACAGCGGUCAUGGUGGGCACGGGUGUGGCUGCGCAGAACGGCAUCCUCAUCAAGGGGGGCAAGCCUCUGGAGAUGGCCCACAAGAUCAAGACCGUGAUGUUUGACAAAACCGGCACCAUCACCUACGGAGUCCCCAAAGUCAUGCGGGUCCUCCUGCUGGUGGACAUGGCCACACUGCCCCUCAGGAAGGUUCUGGCUGUGGUGGGGACAGCGGAAGCCAGCAGUGAGCACCCCUUGGGCGUGGCAGUCACCAAGUACUGCAAAGAGGAGCUAGGGACAGACACCCUUGGAUACUGCACAGACUUCCAAGCCGUGCCGGGCUGUGGAAUCAGCUGCAAAGUGGGCAGCGUGGAGGGCAUCCUGGGCCGGAGCGAGCCCCCGCAGAGUGAGCGGGCGGCUUCCCUGAACGGGCCUGGCAGUGCUCCCGCAGAAACAGACGCGGCCCCCCACCUCUUUUCUGUGCUGAUUGGAAACCGUGAAUGGAUGAGGCGCAAUGGCCUGACGAUCUCCCGCGACGUCAGCGACGCGAUGACAGACCAUGAGAUGAAGGGCCAGACAGCCAUCCUGGUGGCGAUUGACGGUGUGCUCUGCGGCAUGAUCGCCAUCGCUGAUGCCGUGAAGCAGGAGGCGGCGCUGGCCGUGCACACGCUGAAGAGCAUGGGCGUGGACGUGGUCCUCAUCACCGGCGACAACCGGAAGACGGCCAGAGCCAUUGCCACCCAGGUUGGCAUCAACAAGGUCUUUGCAGAGGUGCUGCCUUCUCACAAAGUGGCCAAGGUGCAGGAACUGCAGAGUACAGGCAGGAGAGUGGCCAUGGUGGGCGACGGGGUCAAUGACUCGCCAGCGCUGGCCCGGGCUGAUGUGGGCAUCGCCAUCGGGACAGGCACUGAUGUCGCCAUCGAGGCAGCCGACGUGGUCCUCAUCAGAAACGACCUGCUGGAUGUGGUGGCCAGCAUUCACCUCUCCAAGAGGACUGUCUGGAGGAUCCGCCUCAACCUGGUGCUGGCGCUCAUCUACAACCUGGUGGGGAUCCCCAUUGCGGCAGGUGUCUUCAUGCCCGUGGGCAUCGUGCUGCAGCCGUGGAUGGGCUCGGCGGCCAUGGCGGCCUCCUCCGUGUCCGUGGUCCUCUCAUCACUGCAGCUCAAAUGCUACAGGAAGCCUGACCAGGAGCGGUACGAGGCCCAGGCCCACGGACGCAUGCGGCCACUGAGCGCGUCCCAGGUCAGCGUGCACGUCGGCCUGGAUGACCGGCGGCGGGACUCCCCCAGGGCCACGGCCUGGGACCAGGUCAGCUACAUCAGCCAGGUGUCGCUGUCCUCCCUCAAGGCCGACAAGCUGUCCAGGCACAGCAACGGGGCCGACGACGCCGGGGACAAGUGGUCCUUACUCCUGAACGACAGGGACGAGGAGCAGUGCAUCUGAGAGCCCACCAGGCCCUCUGGGGGGUGAUGCUCUAACCACGCGGGCCACGGUGCCAGCCGCAGGACCCCUGUCCAGCCCGCGCCCCACCCCCCCCCCGGGGGGAUUGGCCAGAUGUUCUCAGCCAGCCCCCUCCAAAGCUCAGGGGCUCGCGGGGAGCCUGCCGGAGGAGGACAAUGCCCUUGGAACCAGCCUCUGCACAGGGCACCGCAGAGCCUGAAGCCCGGCCUACCCCCCGGCGCCCAGCACCUCAUGCUCCUGAGACCACAGCUUACCUCAAGCCGCCCUGUUGGUUUUUCAUUGUCGCGGUCGCUUUUCUUCUCAUUUCUUCACACUGAGAAUCCUCUGUCAUCUUCGAGGGCCAGGGCUGAUCCCUCACGGUCCCCGCUGCUGUUGUGAAGCGCUUCCUCAAGUGCACUCGUGUGUGUGUGCGCACGCGCGUGUAUGUGUGUGUGUUCAUGUACGCAUGGGAUCAUAUGUGCACAUAUUCAUGUAGGUUCAUGUGUUUGUGUGUGCUCCUGUGCAUCUGCUCAUGUAUGCAUGUGCGUGCUCCUGUGUAUGUGAUCUCCUGUGCUGCUUAUGUGUGUUUUUGUGUUUGCUCAUCUGUGCACCUGCCCAUGUGUGUGCAUGUGUGUGCAUGUGUGCUUCUGUGUCUGCCUGGGUAUGCACUCGUGUGUGCUCCUGUGUGUGAACUCCUGCAUGUGUGUGCACAUUCUUGUGCCUGUCAGCUGUCUGGUCCCAGCCAGAGAGCUGGCUGUACUUUCUCUCAGGCAGAGGCGGCUUCUUUGCUUCCUCACAUACCUCCUCCGUGGAACACGAUGGCUGCCUCGGGCUGUUUAGCUGUAGGUUUUUGUCUCAGAGCUUGAGACUUGAGUCCAGAAUGCAGCCUGCUCUGCGCCUGGUGCUUGGUGCUCGGAGCAGCUUUCCAGAGGAGGAGGCAUGGGACAUGCAGACGCCUCCUUGCACGCUUCCAGAUGCUUCCCCCAUGACCUGCUGCCUUGGGUUACCUACUGGAGUGCAGGGUACACAGUGACCCUUGGGAAGAGAAGAGGGCAGACUCCUGUGCAUGACCAGCUGGUGCCUUAGCGGAGAGGGGUGACCACCAGAACCCAAGGGGGAAUCUGGUUGGUGAUGGUGUAUGUGCUUGGAAUCGGUCCUACGCACACUCAGACCAUCAUCGUUGUAGUUAUUGAAUGGCAGCUCCUUUUGGGUACCAGAUAAACACUUCUUCCUAGGGUCCCUCUUUGCCGCCCAACAAACCAGCAAAGUGGCUGUUGCAUUUUGUGUCUUACAAGAGAACUGAGAUGUGUAACUUCCCGCCAGGGCCUCAUGGCCAGGGCACGUGCUGGACCAGGCUGGACACCCCAGGGCUCUAACUACUGCCACCGGGAGCAUCCGUUUGCUGGUUAAGAAUAAACAAGCAAAGUGACCUUAUUCCUAGGGGAACAGAUGUCCCUGC